AUGGCUUUCAAACCCAAGAGACAUUUGAAAGUUAUCAAUAAUUUAAAAGACUUAGAUUUGAAUGCCUCUGAUUUGAUACAUGACUGUUCCUGCUCUUUGUGUAAAGAUGACUAUCACAACACCGAGGCCAAGUAUUUCUGCGGGGACUGCUCUAAAUAUUACUGUGACAAGUGCCUGACAUUUCAUGCAAAAGUCCACAAAGAGCAUAUUGUGCUGGGCCGUAAGGAUGUAAACAAAUGGUCGGGAAAAGGAGACGCCAUCUAUAUGUGCGAUCUUCACCCUUCGAAAGUCAUGGAGCUGCACUGUGACGAUCACGAUGAGCUUUGUUGUCACCUCUGUGUAUCACUGAACCACAGGAUGUGCCGAAGCAUUACAUUGAUAUCGGACCUGGCCAGGGGUAACAACCAGCCUGACCCAGGUGAGAGACGUCAGAAAGAAAAAAAACAGAACUCCCUGAAGGCUUCAGGCAAGUCCAUGCUGACAAAGGUCAAGGCCCUGAGGACAUCACUGAACCAGCUGCUAGAUGAGCUUGAGAAGAGGACAGUGGAAGAGAUAGACAGUGUCCUGGCUGACCUAGAUGGGUCACUACAGAAGGACAUUGAUGCCUGCACAAACAUACACGACCAGCUUAAGGCUCUCUUGGACACUGUCCAAGCCAAGGACGAUGACAGUGAGUCCACCUUCUACAUUGGUUACAGAAAAUGCCAGGACAAGAUGACAGAGGCCAACAGACUACUUCAGGAUAUGUCCACCAAACAAAAGAUGACGGUCAUUUUCCAACCUUCUACCAACGCUCUACAACUGCUGUCUGACUUGAAGACACUCGGACACAUGAAAGGGAAUGCUGAAAUUAAUGGCCAACAUAAUUUGUUUGGCAUGCAAUCAUCUGGACAAGUUAAUCCAUUAUUGGAUAUAUCCAAAGUCUUCAAGAUGAAAGCGAAGAAAAAAAUCAAUGUGAAAUUAAAGUCAGACAAAGAAUACUGUCAUAUAACUGGAAUCACUGUUCUUUCAAGAGGUGAGAUUAUUCUUGUAGAUUAUGUAAGUAGAAAAGCAAAAAUGUUGGACAGUAAUUACAAGGUCACUGCCCACUGUGAUCUCCCUAAGUAUACACAUGCUCUCUGCAGUAUCUCAGACCAAAAAGUGGCUGUCACUGUAAACUGUGGAGGUGACACUGUGAGACAUGAGGUCCACUUUCUCACUGUGUCAGCUGGCACCAUUAAGAUGACUAGGAAGUUCUCAGUUGACCAUGGCUGUUACUCUAUCAGUCACCAUGGGGGUGUGCUUUAUGUGGGCUCGGCCACUGCCCUGUACCUCUACACCACAGCUGGCAGGCUUGUGAGGAAAAUACAUGAAGAUAACUCUGAUAACUCCACAGUGAAUCAAUUUGCGUUUAGCACAGAUGGCAGGAAGAUCUUUAUUCCAGCCUCCGGUCAGAACAAGAUAGUCACCAUGGACACUCAGGGCAACAUUCUGUCCACACUACGGGACACGAGCUUUAACUGGCCUUGUUGUGUACAUGUUAGUGAGAGUGGACACGUGUUUGUAUGUUCAUCAGACUCCCACACAGUGGUGCAGUUUGACGAGGAAGGCAAGAAGAAGAUGACAACAUUAAUCAGGGAGGGAGAUGGUAUCAACCAUCCACGGACAAUCUGGUACAAUCCCCGAACUGGUAGGCUUAUCGUUGGUGGGAACCAAGAUGACAUUCUGGUGGUGGAACUCCAGUAGUGACUGACAGUCAAUGGAAACAUAUGAAUGAAGCACACUUACAUGGGGGAAAAAGGUUAAUAAUGUGGUGAAUGAAAACUUAUGAAAAAAGUGGUAGAAAGUAUUACAUUUUGUGUGAUUCUCAAUUUGAUUACUUGUUG
Molecule: messenger RNA, 1865 nt
Organism: Mya arenaria
Lineage: Eukaryota; Metazoa; Mollusca; Bivalvia; Myida; Myidae
Exons: 3
Coding region: 1-1725 (574 amino acids)
Biological process (GO): positive regulation of DNA-templated transcription
Cellular component (GO): chromatin; nucleoplasm
Molecular function (GO): zinc ion binding; ubiquitin-protein transferase activity
Source: RefSeq, a predicted model, not a curated record